Messenger RNA from Siniperca chuatsi (mandarin fish), 6315 nucleotides. RefSeq names its product pleckstrin homology domain containing, family H (with MyTH4 domain) member 1 (gene plekhh1). Gene Ontology annotation, cellular component: cytoskeleton. The record is from RefSeq and is a predicted model, not a curated record. The coding region runs from base 366 to 4640 and encodes 1424 amino acids. The transcript has 30 exons. Lineage: Eukaryota; Metazoa; Chordata; Actinopteri; Centrarchiformes; Sinipercidae.
GUGUGGGCAUGUAGAGAGACUGCGGGACGAAAAGGGAAGAAAGGUCCCGGCUAUGGCAAUCUCUCCAAGCUGUGUGUUUGUUUCUGUGUACAGAACAUGUGUACGUAUGAAUGUUUCUUUGUGGUUAUAUGUCGAAGAGCAACACAGAAAGUGAAAGGAAGCGCUCAUUAAACUCAUGUCAGUGUAGACUCAUCGCUAGUGUUUGCGUUACUCACAUUUCCUCAAUGAAUCAUGGGAAGUGCGGUCAGUGGAGAGCAUUUAUAGGGGUUAAGUCAGUUUUUUUCCCCUCUUGUGCUGUAAAUGAAAACAGAAGCUGGACUGCUUGAUGCAGUCUGAGUCCAGAGGCAGAGCUCUAAAUCCUCACCAUGGCCGACGUGCUGGAGAGCGGCGGGUCAGGAGCCGUAAGAGUGGCCAGCGUGGAUUGGCAGAAACGCUGCAUCGCUCUGGAGAUGCAGCUGCUGAGGUUCCGGAUCCAGGCGGGGAAAAUCCGAGAGUUGCUGGCAGAGAAGAUGCAGGAGCUGGAGCAGAGGGUGACGGAGGCUGACCAGCGAGCUGAGAGUGCUGAGAAACAGAUCCAUGUCAUGGAAGAAAAGCUGAAGUCUGCAAAUAUACAAACCAACGAAUCAGAAAGCUCGUUGUACAGAAAGUAUCAAGACCUGACCAGUCAAGUUCAAGAAAAAGAUGAUGCAAUAAAGAGAUUAGAGACGCAGCUGGAAAAACAGAUCUUAGUCAGAGCCCAGGAGGCAAAAAUUAUUGAGGAGAAGGCUGCCAAGAUUAAAGACUGGGUCACCUUUAAGCUUAGAGAGAUGGAGCAAGAGAACCAGCUGUUGAAAAUGGCCAACCUGAAGCAGACAGAACAGAUCAUGUUGCUGCAGGACAAACUACAAGCUCUCUUAGAGAAACCUGCAUCCUCUGGAUCCCCUGCCACCUCCCCUGUAAUGGAUACCCACCUGGUGCCCAGCAGUCCGCUGUUUCCUCCCAGCUGCCCCGGCACACCACCUGCCCAAGAUGACAGCUGGAGACAGACGGGUCCCCGUGGGGCCGCCUCUAACAUCAAGACCUCACCAACAGAUGUGAAAAGGACUCCUGAACAGUCCAGUAAAGGGAUUUGCCUCGGAGACCUUGCAGCCCACAAUGCGCUCUCUCAGGGUUGGAGCAGGGAGGGUCCCAGCAGCCCUGUUUCCAUCAGUGGACCAGAGCUCCCAGUGGGCCCAGAGGGUCAGGCAGGGGGCUAUGACAGAGACAACUCCUCAGAUGAGCUCAACAGCAAGUUCCGCUCUCAAUGCCUUCACUCGUCCUCUUCCUCUUCCUCUUCAUCCUCAGCCUAUGAGAUGGCCCAUGGACCAAGCUCCCCAGAGUCGACCAUCAGAAUAACACCUAAAAGCCCGCUCCUGUCACGCUCCCCCUCUACCAACAACCCCUUUCCGAAUCCUCCAGUUCACCAGUCAGGCACCAGCAUGACGUUACCCAAAGUACGGACUCCGCUUACCCCCAGAGACAGCAUCCAGCUGGUUAAGAAGCAUUACAGCCAGCCGCAGCCCAGCCUGGACAGACUUCACCACCUCAACGUUAACAUAGACAUCAUGACCCUAUCCUCCACUUUCUCCACCCUCACAAGUGCAGGCACUGCGACCUCACCCUUCUCACAGGUCGUGGAAGAAACGGACAUUGAUGAUGGGCUUCCUGACGGCAUGGACGGGGUGGUGGAGGGGUCAGGAUCAGAGGAGCCAUCCCGGGAUGGAGUCUCCUUUGUGGGACUCGCAGAAGAACUGGAGCUGCUGGAUCCAGAGGUGCUGAAGCCGCCAACGCCUCCUUUACACCGCUUCCCUUCAUGGGAGAGUCGGAUCUACGCUGUGGCAAAGUCAGGAAUGAGAGUAUCAGAGGCUAGUCCUGGAGCCAGGGGCCCCGGACGAGGCUCCAAUUUACCCCAGUAUCCAGCGGCAGGUCCGUUCACCCAGUUGAUCUAUAAGAAUAUCAAUGUACCAGUCUAUACCACACUGAAAGGGAAAGCCACUCAGAUCAGCAGUGUACCUCUGCCUGAUGAUGACUCUGGGUCUGAGGACGACAGCAGCUCUCUGGCCAGUUUACGGACCUCCAUCCUGAGCCCUGACAGGAAGGGAAGCAUCCCUGGGAGCCCACGUGCCGUCAAGAGAGGUGUGUCCAUGUCCUCCAUCAGCUCAGAGAGUGAUUAUGCCAUUCCUCCUGAUGCCUACUCCCUGGACAGUGACUACUCCGAACCGGAACAUAAAGUCCAGCGAACCUCCUCCUAUUCCUGUGAGAGCACUGGGCCUGAGAUGCUGGAGAAGUCUGGGUACCUGCUGAAGAUGGGCAGUCAGGUGAAAGCCUGGAAACGUCGCUGGUUCAUCCUGCGGAAUGGAGAGAUCCUCUACUACAAAUCUCCCAGUGACGUGAUCAGGAAACCUCAGGGUCAGAUUGAGCUGAACUCGUCCUGCCAUAUAUUACGUGGAGAAGGAGCACAGACAUUUCAAUUGAUUACAGAGAAGAAGACCUUCUAUCUGACCGCCGAUUCACCCAACAUCCUGGAGGAGUGGAUCAGGGUUUUGCAGAACAUACUCAAAGUCCAGGCCAGCAGCCCGGUUACCGUGGAGACCACCGCCAAACCCACAGUGAGAGGUUGGCUUACAAAGGUCAAACACGGACACUCUAAGCUGGUGUGGUGUUCUUUGGUUGGAAAAGUCUUCUACUACUAUCGUAAUCAGGAAGACAAGUUGCCUCUGGGUCAGCUGCAGAUGCGGGAGGCCUCAGUACAGGAAGUGGAUCGCUCCUGUGAUUCAGAUGAGGACUAUGAGGCAGGCAGUCGAGGUUUCCUCUCCUCCCACUGCACCUUAGUGGUCCAACCAAGAGACCAGAGUCCCACAUACCUGCUCAUCGGCACCAAGCAGGAGAAGGAUACUUGGUUGUAUCACCUGACUGUGGCAGCAGGCAGCAGUGCAACCUUCAAAGUGGGCACAGAGUACGAGCAGCUCAUUGUUAAACUCCUUGAUGCAGAGGGAGACCCAGAAUCUGUCUUGUGGAAGAGCGAGGCCUUGAGCUUCUGUAAGGAGGGUUUGAGCUCGCCUCUCACCACUCUGCCCUCUGAAGCUCUGCAGACAGAAGCUCUCAAGCUUUUUAAGUCCUGUCAGCUCUUCAUCAACGUGCUGGUUGAAUCUCCAUCCGUCGAUUACCACACCUCGCUGGCCCAGAAUGCUUUGCAAGUGUGCCUGACCCACCCUGAGCUGCAGAAUGAAAUGUACUGUCAACUUAUCAAGCAGACCAACCACAGGACACCACACAACUACUCCCUCACACAGUGCUGGCAGCUGUUGUCUCUGUGUGUGGCUCUGUUCCUUCCUCAACAACACUUCCUUUGGUACCUGAGACAGUACCUGCAACGCAAUGCUGACCCACGGAGUGAGGUGGGGAAGUAUGCAGUGUACUGUCAGAGGUCUGUGGAGCGAACGCUGCAGAAUGGAGAGCGGGAGGCCAAACCUUCACGUAUGGAGAUCGUCUCCAUCCUGCUGAGAAACCCCUACCACCAUUCACUGCCAUUCAGCAUCCCAGUCCACUUCAUGAACAACACCUACCAGGUGGUGGGUUUCGACGGCUCCACCACAGUGGAAGAGUUCCUGAAAACGCUGAACCAGAGGAUUGGCGUGAGGAAGCCUCAGUUGUCUGGGUUUGCCCUCUUCACUGAUGAUCCAUCUGGCAAAGACCUGGAGCACUGCCUGCAGCCGUCUGCCAAGAUCUGUGAUGUAAUUUCCAAGUGGGAGCAGGCCCUAAAGGAGCUGCAUCCUGGGAAAAAUGAGGGGACACGGAUUGUCCGUCUAACAUACAAGAGCAGGUUGUGUUUCAGCUCUCAGGUGAAAGGAGAGACAGAGCGAGAGCGCCUCCUGCUGGCGUACCAGGUGAAUGAUGAAGUUCAGCAGGGCCACUUCCCUGUGAACAAAGAGCUGGCUCUUGAGGUGGCUGCCCUCAUGGCACAGGUUGAAUAUGGUGAUUUGGAGAAACCAGCUGCCUCCUCUCCUAGCAGCUCUCCUCAUCUUAAAUCUCAGCUGAUUCUCCUGCAGGCCUUAGAGCGCUUCUACCCCAAACGCUACAAACAGGACUGUAGCUCAGAGCAGCUUAGAGAUCUUACUGAGCGUCUGGCCACUAAGUGGUCUAUGCUACGUGGGUGCAGUGCAUCCGAGUGUGUGAGAAUAUACCUAACUGUGGCUCGGAAAUGGCCCCUGUUUGGAGCCAAACUCUUCAGUGCCAAGCCUGUCCCGCCCUCUCCUGUUGAGCAGAGCCAGGUGUGGCUGGCAGUCAAUGAAGAUGGAUUGUGUGUGCUGGACUAUACAAUGCAAACGCUGGUCACAUACUCCUACCAGUCUGUGAUUACCUUUGGUGGUUGCCGUGACGAUUUCAUGGUGGUCACGAGCCAGCAGAGGGAGCCUGGAGUCGGGAAGAAGAGUGUGGAGAAGCUGGUCUUUGCAAUGGCUAAACCAAAGAUACUGGAGCUGACUCUGCUCAUGGCCAGCUACAUGAACCACUGGAACCCCAGCCUCCCACCUGCCUCACACCAGCCUCUCGGCCACUGGGACGUAGACAGCAGGCACUUCCCCGCAAUGAACUACACCACCAAGGGCCCCACACUACUGUGAAUCGUGCAAACAACAAAGACUGUUUAACUACAGGGAGGCUUGAUGACAACAGUUUAGUCCGCGUUUGGUUGCAUGUUCAGGUUUCACACUUUUACAGGUACUAGGAGAUAAUUCAGAAGAUUUAGAUUUAGAAAUGUCAGGAUCAGUCUUGUUAGACUAUUUAUUUCUGCAACAAAAGAGUGCUUCAACUCUGCUUUAUUUAGAUGUAAGGUCAUGUUCUAAUUUCUUGUUAAAAUUGGAUGUUGCAAUUGUUUUUGGAAUACAGUAGUGGUCUGAGGACUUGUCACCACUUCCACGUACAGUGUGAUCUUUUUAGCCGCUGCUCAGAUUUUUGCCUUUAUUCUGACCUUCAUGUUUUCCAGUCUUUCAGACCUCAGACUCUUUUUAUUUCAUGAAAGCAAAGCUGUUGCCUUCUGAGAGCUGGAUUGACUGGAAUACAGUGUUGUGUGUCACUGUGUAUUUACCAUGAAUGAUCACUCGUACUUGACAAUGAACCAUAGUCUAAAAAGGUACUGUGCAAUUAGAAAGGGACUUGGCAUGUGAUACUUCAGUUUAAUAGUUUUUAGUAUCUUAAUUUGAUAUAAUCCGCAUCUAAUAUUACUCUAAUUAAGUUCUGCAAUGAACAAUUAUUUUCAUUAUAGAUGAAUCUGAUGAUUAUUUUCUCAAUUAACUGAUUAAUUGCCUGGUCCAUAAAAUGUCAGAAAAUAGAAACAAAUGUUUAUCGCAGGUUUCCAGAGCCCAAGUUGACAUAUUGUUUUUUGACCAACAGUCCAAAGAUAUUAAGUUUAAUAUCAUAGACAAUUUAAAAAAAAAGAGCAAAUAUUCACAUUAGAGCUGCUGGAACCACCGAAUUUUAGCUUAAAAAAUGACUUAAAUGAUGAAUUGAUUAUCAAAAUAGUUGCAGAUUAAUAUUCUGUCGAUCAACUAAUAAAUUAAUCAACUAAUCGUUUUAAAUCUUCCCUAAUACAAUUUGGUUUUCCUUAUAAAAUAGAGGGUAGGACAGAAAUUGUAAUCCUUUUCUAUUGUUUUUUUUUUUUUUUUAAAGUAAUAUUUAGCUCCCUGAUCAAGCAGGCCAAAUAAAAGUGAAGUAUGUGAACAGUUUGGCCCAGAUCUGCUAUUAAUGUAAUGUUACUGAGGUACACAAUAAAACAAUGGGAUAUAAAAAGGUAUUUAACAGUGAUAUACUGUAUGAAUAAUGCAUCUGUGAAAUUUUAGCAGUGCAACAUGUUCUUAUGUUGUUGUUUUUUUGGGUCCUCUAAUAACAUAUUUCUCUGAAACCUUCAAGACAUACAGCACAUUCAUAAUCAGGUCACUCAGUGUUUUAAUAAUAAUAAAUAAACAAAAGGAGAGGGCAAAAUAAAAAAAAGAGCUACAAAAAUAUUUUAAUGACUUGAACUGUUUUGGAUCAAACCACUGUCUCGCUCGUGUCCAUAUUAGUUAUUUAUUUUUACUUCCGAUAUUUUUUGUCUUUUGCUUAACAGGUAAUGUUUUCCACAGCUGUCACAUUUAUAUUGGAAAACGUACAGUUUCCUUUCUGUAGCAGAGUCAUUUAAGAGCAGAGUAUGUUUGGUUACUGUAUCUGUACUAGAAUGUGUUACAAAUGUUUGAAUGAUGGUGUCUUUAUGUUUCCUGUAUGUGUGUGAUAAUAAAAUAAAUGGUAUGAUCCUGUGUUCAA